CUCAACGCCUAGAAUUGAGAUCACGAUAACCUGAGUCGUGGGAUUUACUCGUUUAAGUAGUCCGCUGCUUUUUAUAAAACUUUUCAGUCCCGCCCCUCAAUCGCACCUCACCACAAUGUUCAGAUCUCAUCUCGUCCGGCAGGUGGUGCGCGCAGCCCGGGUGCAAGCUCCACGAGCAGCAUCAAAAACCAAACAACAAGCUGUUCCUCCCACUCGCCAAUUCUCUUCCGCGCCACGUCGCUUCGACAAAGAGCCGGACCGGGACAAUGUCGACGCUGCGACAACGUCCGGCGAGCCCGGGGAGAGUGGUGAUCACGAAGGUCAGUAUGCACGAACAAAAGAUGACAUUCGCGUCGAGUACCCCGAGGAAGAGGACCUCCCACCGUCGAUGCCGGUUCAAGGCAGAGGAGGCUUCCAUUUCAAGCGGACGCUGGCUGCUUUCUCGCUGGAGGGGCGUGUGGGGGUCGUGACUGGUGGAGCAAGAGGAUUGGGCCUGGUCAUGGCUCAAGCUCUUGUCACUAGCGGCGCCGACGUUGCUAUCGUGGACAUGAACAGAGACGAAGCCCAGAGGUCGGCGCAAGGACUCAUCGACACCUUCAAAGCUGAAAACCCUGGGGCCGACAAGAUUCCGAAAGUCACUGCUCAUUUCUGCGACGUCUCGAGUCCCACCUCGGUCAACCAGUCAUUGGCGGAGAUCAUCAAGGUGCACGGGAAGGUCGACAAUCUGGUGACUUCUGCUGGAUUUACCGAAAACUACGAUGCUAUCUCUUAUCCUUACGAUCGCAUGCAGAAGCUUUGGGGUGUCAAUGUCGACGGUACCUACUUGUAUGCCGUCGCCGUUGGUAAGCAUCUCAUGGAGAGGAACGCUCCAGGAAGUAUUGUCAUGAUUGGCAGCAUGUCCGGUUCAAUCGUCAACGUGCCACAGCCGCAGGCUCCGUACAAUGCGGCGAAGGCUGCCGUGCGUCAUCUGGCUUCCAGUUUGGCGGUCGAGUGGGCACAUGCCGGCAUUCGCGUCAACUGCAUCUCACCAGGAUAUAUGCUCACGGCUCUAACCAAGAAGAUCCUCGACGAUAACCCAGAUCUUCAAAAGCAGUGGACUUCUCUGAUUCCGGUUGGUAAGAUGGGCCGGCCUGAAGAUCUUAUGGGGGCGGUCACAUUUCUAGCUAGUGACGCCAGUCUCUACGUUACUGGCGCGGAUCUAAGAGUCGAUGGAGCCUACACUUGCACUUAAUGGGAGCUGGCUGCUCUAUUUCUUUGGAGAUCGGCGUGGUGAUGGAAGAAAGAAUCGUCGCUUCCUUG
Messenger RNA from Trematosphaeria pertusa, 1299 nucleotides. Its product is annotated as D-arabinitol dehydrogenase-like protein. Gene Ontology annotation, molecular function: oxidoreductase activity, acting on NAD(P)H, oxygen as acceptor. The coding region runs from base 116 to 1231 and encodes 371 amino acids. The transcript has 4 exons. Gene Ontology annotation, cellular component: intracellular anatomical structure. The record is from RefSeq and is a predicted model, not a curated record. Lineage: Eukaryota; Fungi; Ascomycota; Dothideomycetes; Pleosporales; Trematosphaeriaceae.